Messenger RNA from Pseudovirgaria hyperparasitica, 1552 nucleotides. RefSeq lists its product as uncharacterized. NCBI's taxonomy places the organism in Eukaryota, Fungi, Ascomycota, Dothideomycetes, Acrospermales, Acrospermaceae. The coding region runs from base 139 to 1548 and encodes 469 amino acids. The transcript is spliced from 2 exons. The record is from RefSeq and is a predicted model, not a curated record.
CCAAUACAUCGGCACCUGGGCGCUUAUCUCAUCAUGGGAUAUAAGAAUCGCUCAUCAUCACACAUGUAGAGUAGUCCAAAGCUAAAUCAAUCUUCUACAAUCCAAGCAACUCCUUUUCAACGAUCAACCCGACUGACAAUGAGGAACGACGAAGAUAUGGUAUUCGUCGACGCAAUCAACACGCCUUAUGACGAUGGGUGCCAGCUCUCCACAGAACGAAAGACUCGGAACGGUAUAGACACAGCGUAUUUAUACACACCUCAAACUAAGGGUUCGAUCGAUACAGGAACUCCACGUAAUAAUGAGCUCAAUGACACCCAUGCAAGCGCUACGACGGAGAGUCCUCACACUGCCUUCAAGAGCACACGGCCAAUAGUGUCCCUUGCAUCGAAGGACAAGCAAGACGAGGAGACGCUGCAAACCUCGAUGAGACCAAACACCACCAUUGUUAAGACGACGCAGGAACCUGCCGCAACCCUGUCCCACGAACCAAAAAUCACGAAGGCACACUCUGCACCUGGUCCUGUCCCCAAUGCCAAUUUAGCACGAACAGCUCCCAAGUCAUCAAUGCCUGUAUCUGCGAAUCAGGCGCCUACACCACUCGUGCACCGCAAUCCCCCCGCAUUCCCACCAAAGAACCUGAGGCCUUGUAAGAGCCCUUACAUUCCACCGCCACCACCUCAGGGGGCGCCACUUAGAUCAUCCUUACCUCCAGGUAUGGUUCCAUUUGAGCAUGUUGGUGGUAUGCAUCCAAUCCCAACAGACCCCUUGAAUGGCUCCGAGAUCAUCACCUCCCACUCAGAACUCAUUCCUGUAGUCUACACCGACGACAACAAGCCCGAAGACAAACUCGUGCGCACCAUAUUCAACAAGAGAAUAUACACCACCUUCCACCACGCCGGAUCUUACGACUUCGCCAAACACUCGUCACUCCUGCGCGCUGCCGAAACCGAAGUCUGGUACCGCUGGCCGGCCGCGUCCGACGAGUCACACAUCCUGUCCCUGUGCAAACGUGGCGAGCUUGCCAGCGCGACGGAGUAUCUGAGCACCGAAGUCGAGGGCCGCUCCAUCUCGCCCCUGAACGCCAGCAUUCCAAGAGUAUGGGCUAGUCACGUGUUUACUGCACCACUGGACGACGACGUGUACACCUGUGUCACCCGCAUGGGCCACUUGGCGCGCAACUACAGCGGUGCAUGCACGACUUGUACGCACACCGUGGCCAAGAAAUUGGAGAACACGUCGCUCGUAUACAUUGUCGUGCUCUCAUCAUACAUGGAUCCGGCCCCGGGCUUUAGCGCACGAGGACCGAGUCCGACAGAGAAGGUCUUCAAGGUACUGAGUUUCGGGAGCAGAGAGAGUGCAGCCGCUGAAGCAUUCUAUGCGUCAGGCGUUCAGGGGUGGGAUGUGGUGUUUUCAUGUGUUAUUAGGAGCGAUGCGCUGAGCGCUUUAGGGAAGGGGUUGGAUGUGGUUCGUGUUGAGAAGAUCCAUGAGUUGGCGAAUGUGGAUGAGAGAGAGAUCGGAGGAGAUUAUGUUAGGGCCUUCUAUUGAGUAU